CCCUCUGUGUGCCCCACCCCCACAGCAGACGCAUCAUCAACCUGAGCCCGGUGAUGGUGAUUCCAGAGGAGCAGCCGGCCCAGCCAGCCCUGCCAGUCCAGCCUGAGGGCAUGAGGGUGGUCUGUGGUCACUGUGGAAACACCUUCCUGGGUAACGAGGACUCUGCCACGGCCCCUUCUGGUCUGGCUCUCCAUGACAACAACACCUCUACAGACCAGUGGAUGGAGCUCCGAUUUAACACGCUAGCAAAAUGCCCUCACUGCAAAAAAAUAUCGUCUGUGGGUAGUGCUCUUCCAAGGAGGCGUUGUUGUGCCUACAUCACUGUGGGAAUGAUCUGCAUCUUUAUCGGAGUGGGAUUAACAGUGGGCACUCAGGACUUUGCCAGCCGUUACCAUGCCAUCUAUGUGUCCUGGGCGUUCUCCUACCUCCUGGGUCUGAUCUGUCUGAUUCGAGCUUGUUACUGGGGAGCCAUCAAAGUCAGUUAUCCAGAGAACAGCUUUUCCUAGACAGACAGGCCA
Messenger RNA from Coregonus clupeaformis (lake whitefish), 518 nucleotides. Its product is annotated as type 2 phosphatidylinositol 4,5-bisphosphate 4-phosphatase-like. NCBI's taxonomy places the organism in Eukaryota, Metazoa, Chordata, Actinopteri, Salmoniformes, Salmonidae. The transcript has 5 exons. Gene Ontology annotation, molecular function: phosphatidylinositol-4,5-bisphosphate 4-phosphatase activity. Gene Ontology annotation, cellular component: phagocytic vesicle membrane; plasma membrane; late endosome membrane. The record is from RefSeq and is a predicted model, not a curated record. Gene Ontology annotation, biological process: phosphatidylinositol dephosphorylation. Bases 54 to 506 code for a protein of 150 amino acids.